AUGUCUUUUACAUUCACCAAGCCUAAGGCCAAAUUGACUUGGCUCAUCACAGGGUGCUCCUCGCCCUCAGGGUUUGGUAUGGCACUAACUCGGAUAGCCUUAGGGGCAGGUCACACAGUCAUCGCAACUUCACGAAACCCCUCGCGUACGCCCAACCUUGUCGUCGAAGUUGAGAGUAACGGGGGAAGGUGGCUGAAGCUUGAUGUGGAUGACAGGAAUAGCGGUGAUAUAAUCGAGGAGCUUGAAAUGUCUGGUGUUGAAAUCGACGUGUUGGUAAACAACGCCGGCUUCUCUAUCUUCUCUCCCGUCGAGACCUCUACGGAGGAGGAGAUCCGUGGACAGAUGGAAUCCAUGUACUUUGGCCCCUUGCGUCUGAUCAGAGCCGUCCUACCUCGCAUGCGCAAACGCCGCUACGGUGUCAUCGCGAACUUCAGCACAGGCGGCUCUCUCGAGGGCAGAGAUACUAUGGGUCCCUAUGCUGGGGCGAAAGCUGGCCUUGAUGGUAUAACUAGAGUUCUAGCAAAAGAGGUGGCGCCAUACAAUAUUCGGACUUUGACUAUCAUCCUAGGCGCAUUUAACACAGACAUGGGCGUCCACACUGUCGUAGGCAAGAAUCCUCUUCCCGAAGACUACAAGGGUUCUGUUUCCGACAAGAUGUUCCAGUUUCUCAGCAGUCCUAAGUCUAAGCUACCGGGCGUGAAUUUCACCAUGGGUGAUAAAGAUAAGGCUAUGAGGGCCGUCUAUGAAGUGGUUCUUGGAGAGGGAAUUGGAACUGGACGUGAGGCGGAGCGAGUUAUUCCUCUGGGUAUGGAUAUGACAACUCGCGUAAACGGGAUUAUAGAAUCGUAUAGGCAUGCCUUGGAGGCCUUUGAACAUGUCACUAACCAUGUUGCUGUCGACAAAUGAUCAACCUACUAAUGUUAGUUCCGACACAGGAUGUCUUCAUAACUUAGAUAGGU
Molecule: messenger RNA, 959 nt
Organism: Annulohypoxylon maeteangense
Lineage: Eukaryota; Fungi; Ascomycota; Sordariomycetes; Xylariales; Hypoxylaceae
Product: putative short-chain oxidoreductase
Exons: 2
Coding region: 1-906 (301 amino acids)
Source: RefSeq, a predicted model, not a curated record